Neolamprologus brichardi is the source of this 1116-nucleotide messenger RNA. Lineage: Eukaryota; Metazoa; Chordata; Actinopteri; Cichliformes; Cichlidae. The record is from RefSeq and is a predicted model, not a curated record.
UCCACAGGUGAUGCUGAGGAGUGUAUUCAGGUGCCUUAGGACCAAUCUUACAGCUGGUCAAAGAAAUAUGUCUCAAAGCAGUCUUUCUGGCAAAGUAGCCAUAGUCACUGCCUCCACAGAUGGAAUCGGGCUGGCUGCGGCUCAGGCUCUGGGAAAAAGAGGUGCCCAUGUGGUUGUGAGCAGCCGGCGGCAGGCCAAUGUAGACAAAGCUGUGGCACUGCUGCAGAGCCAGAGCAUCCAAGUGACUGGAACAACCUGUAAUGUCGGGAAAGGGGAAGACCGAGAAAAACUGGUUCAGAUGACUCUGGAUCGGUGUGGGGCCAUUGACAUCCUGGUGUCCAAUGCAGCAGUCAAUCCUUUCUUUGGAAACAUCAUGGACUCCACAGAGGAGGUCUGGGAUAAGAUCCUAGACGUGAACGUAAAAUCAGCCUUCCUCAUGACCAAGCUGGUGGCGCCUCAUAUGGAGAAGAGAGGAGGUGGAAAUGUCAUAUUUGUGUCAUCUGUGGCUGGAUACCAACCAAUGCAGGCUUUGGGUCCUUACAGCGUGAGUAAGACGGCCUUGCUGGGUCUAACCCGGGCUCUGGCCCCUGAGCUGGCUCAGAGCAACAUAAGAGUGAACUGCGUGGCCCCUGGAAUAAUCAAGACCCGCUUCAGCUCUGCGCUGUGGCAGAAUGAAGGCAUCGCGGAUGAGUUCAAAAAGCAGCUAUGCAUUAAAAGAGUUGGAGAACCGGAGGAAAUUGGAGGUGUGAUCGCGUUCUUGUGCUCCAAGGAAGCGUCCUACAUCACCGGAGAGACCAUCACAGUGACCGGAGGGAUGAACUGUCGACUUUGAACGCAUCGUUUUUAAUUUGAUUUCUUCUAUUUUUCUGAAGUGCUGGCAGCUAAGACAACUAAGCUUAGCGCAGGAGCUGCAACACACUAAGAUAAACCAAUAUAAUGAAGCAGAGAGAGCUCUGGGUUACUGUGAGCGUCUUGAGUUUCCAGGUUGAUUUUUGUUGUGUAAAGGUUUCUAAUGAAAAAUCUGAUGUUUUUGUAAAAGAAAAUAAUUAAUUUUAAAUGAGGAAAUGUGUCAUUUUAAACUGCAGCAGCUAUGAGAUAAAAGCUAUUUCAGUGCAU